Spirometra erinaceieuropaei is the source of this 504-nucleotide messenger RNA. The record is from the annotation of a GenBank genome assembly. NCBI's taxonomy places the organism in Eukaryota, Metazoa, Platyhelminthes, Cestoda, Diphyllobothriidea, Diphyllobothriidae.
AUGUACAAGGCCGUCAUCCUGCCGACACUACUGUAUGGAGCGGAGACUUGGACGGUGUGCGCAAAGCAGGCACGUCGUCUGAACCACUUCCACCUCAGAUGUCUUCGUCGCAUCCUGAGGCUGAACUGGCAGGAUCGAAUCCCCGACACUGAUGUGCUGGAACGGACGGGAAUCCUCAGCAUCUACACCAUGCUGAGACAAAUGCGGUUGCGUUGGAACGGCCACCUGGUGCGCAUGGACGACGAGCGACUGCCCAAACGACUCUUCUACGUAGACGUUGCCACGGGCUCUCGCCGCCAAGGAGGCCAAAUUCGUCGAUACAAGGAUACUCUGAAGUCCUCCCUGAAGCAGCUGAAAAUUAACCCGACCAACUGGGAAGAGCUCGCCCUCGACCGACCGACCUGGAGGAGGAAAGUAAAGACAAGCGCUGCGAUCUACGAAGCCAACCGCAUCGCUGCCGCCAAAGCAAACGUGAAGCCCGCAAAUCACAACUUCGCCCAGUAG